CAACAAACAAUUUUAAGAACAUUCACAUUUCGCAUGGUCGUGAAGGUGAAGUGUGAAGCAGUGUAAAGCCUUCUCGUGUGUCUGUGUUUUUAUUUACAUACUCAUCGAUUUUGUACCUGGUUGCCUUGACAACAAUAUUAUUUAUUUAUGUAUUAAAUUUUAUUCACAAGAGAUUUCCAAAAGAGACGACUUCUGUUAGAGGAGUUUCAAUCGAGUUAAAAAUUUAAAAUGGAAAAUUCGCAAGUGGUUUGCCUGAUUGAAAAAUCUCUGCCAUGCUCAAUAUUUGAUGUCAAAUGGAUACCGUGUUCAGCAAAAUUUGUAGUACUAGGCUGCUUACCCCGCACCACAGGAGUCAUCAAGAUUUUUGAGCUGAACGGCAGUGAUCUUACUUUAGUAAAAGAGGUUGAAAAGCCUAAGGGAUUCAAAUGUGGAACCUUUGGAGCAUCUGCUCUUCGUGAACGCCGACUUGCAACUGGAGAUUUUGAUGGCAAUCUUUCAAUUUGGGAUCUGGAAGAUACAAGCAAACCCAUUUAUUCAGUCAAAGCGCACAAAGAUUUGGUCAAUGCAGUAGCAGGCUUUGGUGGAAAAAGUAUUGGUUGUGGAGCACCUGAAAUUGCAACUUGUGGCCGUGAUGGAACUGUCAAAUUAUGGGAUCCGAGACAGAGAGAAGUCCCUGUAGCAGUCAUGAAACCAAAGAAUGGAGAAACACCCAGAGACUGCUGGACAGUAGCAUUUGGCAACUCUUACAACAGUGAUGAAAGGGUUCUUUGCUCUGGCUAUGACAAUGGAGAUAUCAAAAUGUUUGAUCUCAAGAAAAUGGAACUGCGGUGGGAGACAAAUUUAGCUAAUGGAAUUUGCUCUCUUCAGUUUGAUCGUCCUGACAUUGAAAUGAACAAAUUAGUCGCCACUACACUGGAGGCAAAAUUCCAUGUAUUUGACCUGCGUACCCAGCACCCCACCAAAGGGUUUGCGUACAUGAGUGAAGAGGCGCACAAAUCGACUAUCUGGUGCGUUUGCCACUUGCCCCAAAACAGAGAGCUCUUUGUUACUACUGGAGGAGCGGGAUCAGUGUGCCUUUGGAAAUACAAUUACCCAUCCAAUCGGGUAAAAGAAGAUGAAAAAGGCGUCAAAGAGGGUGUUCCUGGCUCUGUUACUCUUCUUCACAACGCCUUGCUAUCAACUCAGCCCAUUUCUAGUUUUGACUGGAGUCCUGAUAAACUUGGCCUUGGUGUGUGCUCGUCGUUUGACCAGACAGUUCGAGUUUUGAUUGCUACGAGGCUUAAUUUAGUGUAAGGACAAUUACGAGGGGAAGGUUUUGCUUUGCAGCCAAAUUAUGCAGCACAUUGAAUGGAGCAAACAAUGCUCCUUAUCAGACUCUUUUAAGUUCUUUGAUAACUUCAACCACUGUAUAAUUAUUAGUCGUCUUAAGAGUUUUCUCAUUAAAAAUAUUUAUCACAAUG
Molecule: messenger RNA, 1460 nt
Organism: Cloeon dipterum
Lineage: Eukaryota; Metazoa; Arthropoda; Insecta; Ephemeroptera; Baetidae
Gene: Wdr92
Product: WD repeat domain 92
Exons: 8
Coding region: 229-1293 (354 amino acids)
Molecular function (GO): ubiquitin binding
Source: RefSeq, a predicted model, not a curated record